Molecule: messenger RNA, 2091 nt
Organism: Entelurus aequoreus (snake pipefish)
Lineage: Eukaryota; Metazoa; Chordata; Actinopteri; Syngnathiformes; Syngnathidae
Product: heterogeneous nuclear ribonucleoprotein L-like
Exons: 14
Coding region: 104-1693 (529 amino acids)
Biological process (GO): mRNA processing; regulation of RNA splicing
Cellular component (GO): nucleus
Molecular function (GO): mRNA binding
Source: RefSeq, a predicted model, not a curated record
GCGAAAGGAAGGGGGUGGGGUGGAAAAGCGUCUGGUUUUCAUCGGCGCUUCUCGUCCAUUUCGUAGCUUCGUCAGUGGCACCAUCCUUUUUAACUCGGGCAACAUGGCAACUGCAACGAGCCGAUACUACAGCGAAGACGGGAGGGCGACCAAAAGGCAGAAAACCGAAGGAAUGGCCGCGGGAUUUGAGGACCCCCACAAGACCCUGCCAUCCGUCGUCGUGCACGUCCGGGGACUGGUGGAUGGUGUCACGGAGGCCGACCUAGUGGAGACCCUGCAAGAGUUUGGAGCCAUUAGCUAUGUGGUGGUGAUGCCCAAAAAGCGUCAGGCUCUGGUGGAGUACGAGGACAUGAACGGCUCGUCCACGGCGGUGACUUAUAGCGCAGACAAUCAAGUUUACAUUGCGGGCCACCCGGCCUUUGUCAACUACUCUACAAGCCAGAAGAUCUCUAGGCCGGGGGACGCGGAUGACUCCAGGAGUGUCAACAAUGUCCUUCUACUCACCAUAAUGAACCCUAUUUACCCCAUCACCACGGAGGUUCUUUACACCAUCUGCAACAACUGCGGCCCUGUACAAAGAAUUGUCAUCUUUAGGAAGAAUGGUGUGCAGGCCAUGGUGGAGUUUGACUCUGUGCAAAGCGCCCAACGUGCCAAAGCGUCUCUCAAUGGAGCUGACAUCUACUCUGGCUGCUGCACAUUGAAGAUUGAAUAUGCCAAGCCCACUCGGUUGAACGUGUUCAAGAAUGACCAGGACACUUGGGACUACACCAACCCCAAUCUGGGUGGCCCAGAUGGCGAUGCAGAUGGCAAUGGCGGCAACGCAGACGACAUGGCCGCCAACCCCAACAAGCGCCAACGUCAGCCAGCUCUGUUGGGCGACCACCCCCCGGAUUUCGUCAAUGGUUACCAUAUGUAUGAAGAGAAUUAUGGCUCCUCCCCAUAUGAGAGUCGCCGCAUGGGCCCCCCGAUGAGAGGGCGCGGGGGCAGAAACUAUGCAUCGAAUUACGGACCGCCUCCCCCUCCUGGCGAGUACGGUGCCCAUGCGGAGUCACCGGUGCUCAUGGUUUAUGGACUGGAGGCGCUCAAGAUGAACGCCGACCGGGUCUUCAACAUGUUCUGUCUCUAUGGCAACGUGGAGCGGGUAAAGUUCAUGAAGAGCAAGCCUGGCGCCGCCAUGGUGGAGAUGAGCGACUGUUACGGUGUGGACCGUGCCAUCACACAUCUCAACAACAACUUCCUCUUUGGACAGAAGCUCAACGUGUGCGUCUCCAAGCAACUGGCCAUCAUGCCGGGUCAAUGUUACGAGCUGGAGGAUGGUUCUAGCAGCUUCAAGGACUUCCACGGCUCCAGGAACAACCGCUUCACGUCACCAGAACAGGCCGCCAAAAACCGCAUCCAACACCCGAGCAACGUUCUGCACUUCUUCAACGCUCAGCCUGACGUUACGGCAGAGAUCUUCACUCAGAUCUGUGAGGAGAUCGGAGUGAAGGCUCCCACUAACGUCAAGCUCUUCACAGGAAAGAGUGGCGCAGCUUCAAGCGACCGCAGCGCCUCAGGCCUGCUGGAGUGGGAGUCCAUCAACGACGCCAUGGAGGCUCUGUCCGUGAUGAACCAUCAUCAGAUGAAGAACUCAACUGGUCCGUACCCGUACACCCUCAAGCUGUGCUUCUCUACCGUUCAACACGCCAACUAAGAUGCUUUCCCCUCUCGGAAGAUCGGGCCUGGCUUCAUUUCCAUGCGACGACAUGCAGUUUAGAUCUCAGUGCAUUUGUGUCUUGGGAAGUCAAAUGUGUUAUUUAAGUGUCGUUUUCAUUAUCAGCCUUCCAAUGUGCAGUUGUCAUUUCCCUUUUUUUUUUUUUACUCAUCUGACUUCGAUGUGAGCUCAUUAUGAAAGAGUUAAUUUCAGGCUUAAUGUAGAACGCCAGACAACAUGGUUUUUGAAAGUUGUCUUUUGAAGCUUUUAAAAUGCUAGAUGUUUUUUGUUUUUUUUUCUGUAUUUUUAAUUACUGGCUCGUGAGUUCUGACGUCAUGUCCAACAUGCUGAGGGACUGUUUUGUUGUAAGAAAAUUACAAACUAAAAAUUUAAGUUGA